AUGAUCUCUGGUUCCGAUCCUCCAACAAGUUCGACACAAGAUGAUCAUCCAACAACAAAAAAACAUCUUACUCCAUCAUCAUCUUCGGAAUUUGAGGAGCAUAAAAAGAGGAAAAUACAAGAUUCAUCAUCUAGCCAACAACAACAAGUUCAAAACAAGGCAGAAUAUUUGAGAGGAUUUUUACAACGUUUACGAACGUGGGGUUUAGGUGCAACUCCAACCUCGGUCCAAGCCUUGGUGUCUUUUCUCACCAAUCACAGUGAAGAAUUUUUUGAUGACUUUCAACUUUUUGUUGAGAACGCACAGAAAAUAAAAGAGAGGUUUGCAAAAGUGGAUGUCAACGAACGAUCUACAUCAACACAAUUGCGUGAGGAAUUUGUGAAGAAUUCGUUGAAUUCUUAUGGCUCCGAUUCUUUUGUUUUUGGAAGAAAUUCAUCUACCAUCAUGGAUAGUAUUGACAGUGGCGAAGUUGUUGUUUUAGUCAGCGAUGAGGACGAAGAUUCGUCGCUCGAGCAACACAUGAUGGAAGAUCAGUCCAUGGGAGUUACGAGUAGUUCAACAACUUAUCAAGAUGAUGAUAGCAUAGAAGAUGUCACCAUUACCUCAUCAGUGGCAAGUAGCUCCGCCAAUGAGCAGGUCACCUUAGCGCCUAAUUCGAAAUCAAAUGGCAGAAAUUGGAGUCGUGAGAAAUGGUUAACUUCUCUCACUGAACAAUUGACUAAUUUCAAUGUGGAUCGAUUAACUGAGCAGCAGAAAAAGGCUUACAAAACAAAUAGUCAUUAUUUAUUAGAAUCGACGGCUAAAAAGGACUCCAAUAAGCGGAGGUAUAGAAAUUUAUUCAGAGAAUUUCCUGCAUUGUUUUAUAUUUAUUCAUAUACAAACUUUAUUGGACGAAUAACCAUGGUGAAAUCAAUAUUUGAAGAUCAUCCAGACUUGAAACCCUUAACCGAACUUCCUAAAGACAAAAUUAUUUGGUAA
Naegleria lovaniensis is the source of this 978-nucleotide messenger RNA. RefSeq lists its product as uncharacterized. The record is from RefSeq and is a predicted model, not a curated record. Lineage: Eukaryota; Heterolobosea; Eutetramitea; Acrasida; Naegleriidae. The transcript has a single exon. Bases 1 to 978 code for a protein of 325 amino acids.